AUGUAUCUCGACCAGAUGCUCCCCGAACUCGAAAUGGGCCCCACAACAAUGAUGCUCGAGGGUCAACAGUGCCAUUACGCGCCACCUCAGCUGAAUGAGACGCGCAGGGCGGCUCAUUGCCCCGCGUCGGGUCCAUCAAGCCCGGUGUCGUUAGGCUCUGAAUCCAGCUGUUCAAGCCCGGAAGCGAAAUCGGCUGCGGAAACUCGAGUGAGACGCCCUCUAAACGCGUUCAUCAUUUGGACCAAGGAGGAGCGCAGACGCCUUGCGCAGCUGAACCCCGACCUGGAGAACACUGACCUCAGUAAAAUCCUCGGUAAGACAUGGAAGUCCAUGUCUCUGGCAGAGAAGCGUCCCUACAUGCAAGAAGCGGAAAGACUACGAAUCCAGCACACCAUCGACUACCCCAACUACAAAUACAGGCCCCGUCGGCGAAAGUGCAACAAGCGUAGCAAGACACCUCCAAGAGACACCACCACUUCUCCAAAUAGCUCCUUUCACCCCAGCUACAUGUUCCAAAGCCAAGUCCCACAGCAUCCAUACAAUCAUCAGCACUCAUACGACCGAAUAAACUCCUAUAAUCUCCCACACAGUGGCUUUGCAUUACAAAACUACUCUUCAUCAUUCCACCAUGGAGCACCAUCAUCAAAUGGAGAUGCAAUGUUCCCCAGCAGUGCAUCAUUACAUCCUCAGAAUUCAUCUUCAGUACAUCUACCCCUGGCUGCAUACUCAUUUUCACAGCAUGCCAUGCAGCAGAAUGGGGUGGAGCCCCAUGAUUGGCGGGGAACGGAGGUGUGCACAUGUGUACUUUGUUUGGGCGGACCUUCUCUGGAGUUCUAUCUAGAACAGGUGAGAUCAGACAUGCUGGAUCAGCUUGACCGCAGUGAAUUCGACCAGUACCUCAAUCCAGCGCUGCCAGACCACAACAAAGAGUGACCGCAAACUAGUUGUCCUUUACUACCUCCGUCCAGAGACUGCAAUGGUUUAACCACAGACUGGAAACAUUUAAGGUUUUUUUGCUGCUAGCAACGAAUAAUUCUUACUGUGAGACUGUGAAUAAACGACUGUAUAGAAAGAAAUCUCUUUAUUUAUGAUAAGUAAUGUUUUAGUUGCUGACAUGCACGCAGAAAGGUCAUGUCAUUGUUUACUUCAAGUUAAUAAUUUUUUUUAUAUUUGUAUAACAGUUCACAUUUAACAAGUUAUAAAUAAAAUGUCUAGACAUAACACAUGUAUGGUUCCUAAUUACUCACAUACACGCACGUUUAACUAUCUAACUGGGGACAUAUCAUAGAUUUUAUUGCUUUUAUAUAAAGAUAACUCACAAUUGGAAAUUCCUGUAUUAUUCAGCUAUACUUUAGGGGACAAUUUUGUAUGUACAAACAGAUAUAUAAUUUCUGAAAUAGUAUUAUGUUCAAAGAUGACAGACUUCAUGUCAGACUUCAUGUCUCCCAAAUGCAAAAAAGUAAAAAAAAAAAAAACCUGUAUGUAACUUUAGGAGUAAUCCAUUGGACAAGACUUAAUCUGUUAGUUCUGUAAGGUGGAGCAGAUAUUUGUUGCUUCAAGCACACUUUCAAUCAACAAAGCCAGCCACUAAAAGCCCAAAAUGCCCAGCAACUGAUCAAUGUGUCUGGAAUGAAUGCAGUACGUGGACCGUCUCAACUCUUCUCAUGUUUUUGCAUCUGCUUACCAUAGAGAAUCAGCAGUAAAAUAUUUCGCAAAUCAAAUCUCAAGUCAUCUGUAUAUGACAUGAAUUUAAACACAUUUUCUAAAUGUUUAUUAUCUUGGUGCACCAAAGAGAGAAAUAAUAUUUAUUUCUGGAUUUCUAGAUGGCUACCAACCAAAGAAUAUGCAGGGUUUCUUGCUGUAAAACUGAAUGUUAGGAAACAUACCCUAUGAACAGAUAAGCAUUCCCUUUUUGAAUGAUCACAGAUCUGUAAAGAAUAAGAAAAGUCACUUAUAAAUUGAGAAAGAAAGUGCAACAUGUUUGGAAGAGAUGUGGUUUAGCUAAAAAUGCACGUGUUUUUUCAACUUCAGGCACUUUUAACACUGUGGACUUCUAGAAAGUGAAGUCCCAUUAAAAAGUUUUCACACUCUCACUAGUUUUUAAAAAUGUGUCUACUUAUCCAACAGUGUACUGUAUGCACAUGCAUCACUGGAGAUUUAUGAGAUUUAUGGAGAUUUAUGAGAUCAUUUUUUUUUUCUGAAAGUCAUGCAAAUUUCCAGCACAUCUCAAAUUCUGUAUUGCGUGUAAUAGAAGUCUGUGGUGGAAAUGAUGGUGAUGGAAAAUACAUUUUUAAGGUUUUUGGGGAAAAAAAUUGGCCAUUGCUAAGGCUAAUUUCAUAGCUAACAUUUUAUGUAUCCUAAAUGCACACAAUUAAAUA
This is a messenger RNA of Myxocyprinus asiaticus (Chinese sucker), 2378 nucleotides long. RefSeq names its product SRY-box transcription factor 32 (gene sox32). Gene Ontology annotation, biological process: anatomical structure morphogenesis; regulation of DNA-templated transcription; cell differentiation. The coding region runs from base 1 to 933 and encodes 310 amino acids. Gene Ontology annotation, molecular function: DNA-binding transcription factor activity, RNA polymerase II-specific; RNA polymerase II cis-regulatory region sequence-specific DNA binding. The transcript is spliced from 2 exons. The record is from RefSeq and is a predicted model, not a curated record. Lineage: Eukaryota; Metazoa; Chordata; Actinopteri; Cypriniformes; Catostomidae.